AUGAAGUUCUCAUGUUUUGAGAUCUUGCAUUACAACAGCCAACUGCGAUUGUCUGGUGGUACUCGGUCGGUAGCAGUAAAACACCAUUUCGAAAACGAGAUCAAUUCAAUCGAGUACAAGUCCAUUGGCUAUCAUUUCGUCAAAAUGGAAAUCGGUAAUUCUACAAAUGAUGAGCAACGCAUGUCCGCCAAUCAAACGUUCCUAAAGAACUUCUUUGCAGCAAAAUCGACUAUUCCAUUACUUAGUCAAAUUUUUCUCAUAGCUUGCUGCUUAAUCUUCAUCUUUGGCGUAUUAGGUAAUUCCAUCGUUAUCUAUGUCGCUAUUCGAAAGAAAAACUAUCGGAACGUGACGAACUGUUAUGUAAUUAAUUUAGCAAUCGCUGAUCUUUUAUUUUUGACACUAUCAAUUCCAUACACAACGUACUUAGGUGUGGUAAACACCACUCCAUUUGGUGAUACAUUUUGUAAAGUUUACACAUAUCUCGCUUAUGGAUUUUUACAAGCAACUUGUAACAUCAUCGCUGUGAUGAGCAUUGAUCGUUAUUUAUACAUAGUUCGAACUAAAUCGAAACUUCGAUGGCGUACACCACGAAAUGCUUUCAUCAUUUGCAUUACUAUAUGGGCCUGCUCUCUGAUCUUGAUUAUACCUUAUCAUAUUAUUUCGCAUCUAUUAGUUCCCAAUCUAAAAUCAUGUAGUGUAAAUGAACACGAGAACCUAGUUGUUUGUUUUAUACCAUUUUGUUCGUAUUACGCCAUUCCACUCCUUAUCAUUAUCAUCUGCUACACGAAUUUGGCAUUGCACGUGAUUAAAUCAAGUCGAAAGAUGGCUGGCCACAUGAAUACUGUAGUUUUUCAUCGAACUGUACAAGUGAAACAACGUCGAGUAACAAGAAUGGUUAUUGUCGUUACAUUAGCAUUCGCUAUUUGUUGGUUACCCAUUCAUAUACUUGAACUAUUGAAAUGUGCUAAUCUAUCUCGGCUUAAUUCACUAAUCAGUUCAUAUCCUGGAACUCUUUAUGCAAUUCGUGCAAUCACACAUGCUCUAGGCUACUUCAAUUCUUGCCUAAAUCCGUAUCUGUAUGCUUUACUGAAUCGUAAUUUUUGUCGUGAUCUCGUCGAUAUAAUGCCUUCAUUGAAAAUCUGUUGUACCAAAUCAUCUGCCCGCAAUCGUCCACAUUCAGAUCGAAGUGCCCAACCGUCACCUGCAAAUUUACAACGGCAACCUAUUCAAAUACCCAAAUACGACGACAAUGAUGAAGAAGACGAUUCUAACGAUCAUGACCAUCAACAAAUCACUAUGGAUGCUAGUUGUCAAGUGAAAUUACUUGGUAUACAAACGAAACUAACUUGA
This is a messenger RNA of Adineta ricciae, 1350 nucleotides long. Lineage: Eukaryota; Metazoa; Rotifera; Eurotatoria; Adinetida; Adinetidae. The record is from the annotation of a GenBank genome assembly.